Messenger RNA from Fusarium sp. VM40, 2637 nucleotides. NCBI's taxonomy places the organism in Eukaryota, Fungi, Ascomycota, Sordariomycetes, Hypocreales, Nectriaceae. The record is from the annotation of a GenBank genome assembly.
AUGGACUCCUACACGUCUUUUCGGGAUGCCUCGGCUCGCUCACCGGUUGAUCGCAACUGGAAUCGUGAUGAAUCGCGCACCCGCGAUGCCCGUGAUGAACGUCCAGAACGCCCCGAGCGCCCCGAUCGCGGCGAUUCCUUUUAUCGCGGAAGAUCCCCAGGGCAUGAACGUCGCGAACGUCGCCGAUCUCGCUCCCCAGCCACCGUUGACCGCUACGAACCCCGUCCACGUCGAGGAGAUGACCGGGACCGCGAUGACAGACGUCGCAUACAGUCGCCACCUGCCAAUAUCGACCGAUACGUGCCCGGACAGGAUUCUGGCUCAGGCAACCCGAGCGUCAACCCUCUCGCCGACCCUGUCAAACUUCCUUACCAAGUUGGUUUCUCCUACUUUGGAGAAUGGUGGAGAAUGAAUGAGAAGAUCAAAGAAGAAAAGGAACGAGUCCGCACUGGCCGUCGCCGAGAGCCUGAAAGAACCCGUGGCCCAGAAGAUCGUGAGAAGGAGAAGGCCAAGAUCCAGGCCGCCUAUGAUUCCUACAAGGAGGAGCUUCAGGCCAAGAUGGCACGAUCUUUUGUGUCCGAACACAAGAAGGAGCAAUGGUUCAAGGAGCGAUAUGUCCCUGAAAUUCGAGAUGAUUUUAGAGGGAAAUUGAACGAAUACCGACGUGGUGCCUACAACCAAUGGGAACAAGAUCUCGAAUCUGGUACUUUUGAUGACUUUUCUCUCGAAGGUCUCCCUAAGAGUGAGAGCAAUGGCAGUGGUGGUGUUGUUGAAAAGGAGGAAGGUGAAGCGACGGCUACGAAUGAGAUUCUUGGUGUUGGUGAUCUUGUCCCAGCGAACGGAGCUGACAUUCGUGACGAAAACCAGUUCCAGCCAACACUUUUGAUUAAGACCAUUGCGCCUCAUGUCAGUCGUCAGAAUCUCGAGGCCUUUUGUAAGGAGCAUCUUGGUGAGGAGGAGGGUGGCUUUAAGUGGCUCUCUUUGUCUGAUCCUAACCCCAGUAAGCGGUACCAUCGCAUCGGAUGGGUUAUGCUACACCCCUCCUCUGAAACCAUACUUCCAGUGGAUCGCAUUGACCCCAAAGACGAGGACGGUGACGAGGCGAUAACAUCUCCUCAGCCAGUGUCUACCGCCGACAAAGCCUUGGAAGCCAUUAACGGAAAGACCGUUAAGGAUGAGGUUCGAGGCGACUUUGUCUGUCACGUUGGAGUUCACAGCCCGCCUGUCCAUCCCCGAAAGAAAGCUCUUUGGGACCUCUUCUCUGCUCCUGAGCGCAUCGACAAGGAUCUUCUGCUUGUUCAGCGAAUUGUUAACAAGUUUGAGGAGGAGUUUGGUUCCGACUUCCAGGCUACGUUGAAGAUUGAAGAGAAGGUUGAAGAUUUAAGAACUGCCGGCCAAAUCCAGCCUGCUGUGAUUCCAGCACCCGCCAAGAAGGUCAAGAAGACCCGAGAGGUGGGAAUGGACGAGGCCAUGGAUGAGGAGGAAGACGGUGUCAUUGAAAUUGAAGAAGAGGAAGAGGAGGAGGAGGGUGCCAUUGAAGAUGAAGAGGUUGAUGACGAAGACCUCCUAGUCAAGAAGAAGCAGCUUGAUCUUCUGAUCGAGUACUUGCGUCGGGUGUUCAACUUCUGCUUCUUCUGUGUUUUCGAAAGUGAUUCGACUCACGAGCUUACGCGAAAAUGCCCUGGUGGACAUUUGCGCCGCCCCCGAAGCACUCUCUCAUCUUCGGCAAAAGCCGUCGCGCGAGCCAGCGCCAACGGAGACCCGUUCCCUGGCAAGAAGCGAAGUGAAGGUGCAGAUGAAGCUGAAGGCGAGCUCACUGAGGGAGAAAAGAAGUUCCGAAACGCUUCAAACAAGACGGAACAGCAGCUCCUUCGGGCGUUCAACUGGGUCAAGACAUUUGAGGACAAGCUUCUCCAGAUUCUAGAACCCCAUUCCGUCGACAUUCGAAAGCUUGGUGGCCGGCCUGCGGAUGAGGCUGUUGAAGAAGAGCUUCUCAAGCAUGUGAAGCAAGAGGAUGAGCACAAGUGGCGAUGCAAGGCCCCCGAGUGCUCCAAGCUGUUCAAGGAGGAGCACUUCUGGCGCAAGCACGUCGAGAAGCGCCAUGGCGAUUGGGUUGAGAGCUUGAAACAAGAGUUCGAACUGAUUAACGCCUACGUGAUGGAUCCUUCACACAUUGCACCAUCCAGAACUGAUGCCAACUCGAAUGGCCAUUUCCCCCCAUCCAAUGGUCAGUCCAGUAACGGAACACCACGUGGUUUCAACCUCCAGAACUUUGGCAUGAACAAUGUGAUGGGCAUGCCUGGCUUCCCCAUGGCUCCUGGUAACUUCCCACCUAUGUUUGCAAACAUGCAAUCUGGAGGGUGGAACCCCAUGGGUGAUGACCGCUCUGGUGGAGGACCUGUCCGACGAGGAGGUAUGGGUGGUGGCCGUGGCCAGUUCCGCUCCGGGCCUUAUGAUCGCCGAGGCGGAGGCAACAGAUACGACGCCGGUCGCAACCGAAAUGGCGGAUCGCGAUGGGGUGACGGUGCUGGAGGCGCUGCGGGCGGACCUCGUGAGGCCGUCCAGGGCCGAAGCCUCAAGAGUUAUGAGGACCUUGACCAGGUCUCAGGUGGUGGCAGUGGUGAGCUCAAUUAUUAA